This is a messenger RNA of Fusarium proliferatum ET1, 3123 nucleotides long. RefSeq lists its product as uncharacterized. NCBI's taxonomy places the organism in Eukaryota, Fungi, Ascomycota, Sordariomycetes, Hypocreales, Nectriaceae. The record is from RefSeq and is a predicted model, not a curated record. Gene Ontology annotation, cellular component: membrane. The transcript is spliced from 4 exons. Gene Ontology annotation, biological process: arachidonate metabolic process. The coding region runs from base 1 to 3123 and encodes 1040 amino acids.
AUGUCUACUAGAAAAACAAAUGCUAGACCGACUGCUGACAACAGAUGGAUGACGGUUUCUGAGCAGUCUGGCAGUCUCUCUAUACAGCUUACACCGCUUCUCGCUGAGCGCCUUGAUGCCACGGAACAUACGAACGGGAUGGCUCUCCUUAUUGGCUCACCAUCCUGCAGUGAAUUGUCAGAUCAUCUCAGAGCAACCUCAUCAGAUGGAAAUAUUCUUCUCGCCGUAGACACACGGACUAAAGUCCUGCGUGUCGCUUGUCCGACACUUGCAAGACAUGUAGGUGCGGAAGACCACUGCCCUGGCGACAACAUCGGUUGGGCAAGAGCGAAAGAUGGAAACACCUCUCAGUCCCUAGCUGCCAUUUAUUCUCGCUUAUUAGGGCCGUUCACGAAUGUAGUAUGCAUCUUCGCCUCGAGCUUCACAUCCACAACUGAGCUUGGUACCUUCCUAUCCACAUGGCUACGGUCCGCUUGGUCUAGGACACAGGUUCCUAACUCCCCUUCAGCUUCUGAGCAAUCAAUGCCACAUGACUUUCUUGUAGCUCUGCCACGCCUUAUUGUUCUGACGGAGGAGAAGUCUUCUCCCAGUAGCGGCUUUUUGGAAAGUCUGAAAGCAUCUCUGGAGGCUACCGUUUUCGAACAGACAGGAUUCUUUCUUAAUAGAGCAUUCUCUAGCCUUACUGUAAAAGAUACUGCAACGGAAGCCUGCAUACUUCGACAACGUCGAUACACAAAGGUUACUGCUUUUCUGGAUAGCGAGUGUGCGGUGGCACGGAGAACGUUCGAGCGCUUGAACAUGCUCUACCAUACACACACCAUGGUUGACCUAUUCUCUAGGGCUUAUCACUGCCUUUUGAACAAUGAAGCUUUUGAUCCAGUCGCAGCUUCCCGGACAUGGAGUCCAGUACCACCAAAUGCGGCACAGCAGAUUGUAAGAUUUCUGUCUGAACAUAAAGACGAAGAGACUCUCCGAACUUUUGCUUUACCAUAUCUAGUGUCUGCGAUACGCGCGAAUGCGUACCCAGCAGAAGCCCAUCCUUUUAACUUUCCACUCAUCUUUGAUACUCUCUACAAAUCCAUCUGGCACCACGCCGCUAGCACAUUGGGCCUGAGAAAAGAUAUGUACCUAUUGGUAGAGGAUAUGGUGAGAGACCCCGUACGUCCCGUACUCACUGUGGACAACGACGGCACUACAGACCAUACGAGGCUUCUGAAGUCUAUCCGUCGUCUGAACUCCACCAAUUCCCAACACACCAUGGCAGUCGUAGAUUCCAAUUCCAAUUGCGGAAGCAAUUGCAGAGAGACAGAGCCGAAAACCAUUUCAGCAGCUCCGCUCUGUCAAGGAGUUGACACGGUCAAUUUGAAUGCCCCAAUGAGCUUACAAGAGCGACGUCACCUUUUAUUUCUGGCCACCUCUCAUGAUCACUGGCGGGCGUAUAAAGUCCACGAUUACUGCCCCGUUUGUAUUCUGCGACGACCUGAGUAUGGACUACCCUGCGGACAUAUGUAUUGCGAGUAUGACAUUAGACGUCUGGGACGGAAGAUACGGCGUGAAACCUACAUUGUUGAAGAAUGCACCUGCUGUCAAGCCCGCUUCACCGACGUAGUUUUCAAAUUUCGGCCUAAGACAAAAGGCAUCAGGGUGCUUGCUCUGGACGGUGGUGGAGUCAGAGGCAUCAUAAUGCUACAGUGUCUACACAUGUUGCAGUCGAUGCUGUGGGUCUUCCUUCCUGGAAUGCCCAUAAUAGACCUGUUUGAUCUUUGUGCCGGGACAAGCUCAGGCGGAAUCUGUGCUUUGACCCUUGCUCACAAAGGGAUAUCUGUCAAGAAAGCUAUCCAAGACUUUACAGAUCUUAGCCAGCGCGUCUUUGUCUCGCAACCAAUUUGGGCCAGGGCCUUUAAUCUGAUCGCACGAGGGUCGAUCUACGAUAGUAGUGCCAUAGACGAAGCUCUAAAGAGGCAUUAUGGUGAGAGCAAGCUAUCUGACUAUACCCCCGCAACUGCUCGGGCUGCAAAGGUUCUCGUCACGGUCAAAGGAACGCCAAAAGGGGAUCAGAUACUAAGUAAUUUCAACGGGGUCGGCCUCGAUGACUCUCGCAAAGACUUUGAACAAGCAUUUCGUCAUCCAAAUGACGAAGAAGGGCAGGAGGCAAUCCUUGCCUGGCAAGCUGCACGGUCCACUUCAGCCGCGCCCGUCAUAUUCCCAACCUUCACCAUCGACGGUGUCGGCACAUUCCAAGACGGUGCCAUGUGGCGAAAUAACCCUGCCGACGUGGCACUUUCUCUCGCCCCUGCCCUAAUGCAGGGUCAUUGUCUCCCGGAUAUUCUGUUGUCAAUUGGCACAGGGUUCGAAAAGGUGCCACAGCGAAGCCACCGUGAACGGCAGCCUCCUGCACGAUCGACGAUUCCUGUGAUUGACCUUCUCCGUCGGCUCUGCGCUUUCAUGGGGGACAAUAUAGCCACAGACGGAGAAAAGUUUCAUAAUCAUAUUAUGGCAGGGAGAUCCGAUGUAGGCAGCUGGUUCAGACGACUCAACGUCCCACUUUCAGAAGGUUGCCCUUCAAUAGACGACGCAUCAUCCAUCCCUAGAUUGAUGGAUGAGGCUGCAGCACAUUUCAAGUCCAACCCGAGUAUGCAAGAAGUGAUGGAUUCUAUUAUAUCUAGUUUCUUUUACUUUGAGCUCUCUAGCCGGCCUUUACGGCACCGAACACAUGUGAGCUUCUGCGGCCGUAUCUUGUGUGAUAUUCAACCAGGCCACCGGCUUAAACAUUUUAUCAAGAACUUACGUAUACGUGGGGCAGAAUUCUCGAUCAAUGGAAAUUUCACAGCACUCGACAGCGUAGGAGAGUGGAACGGAAGAGAAGUUGAUUUCGAGAUACCUGUUCGAGGGACGGUUGCUGGACUUCACACACGGCUCGAGAUCUUUCUCUGCUGGAACAUGAAUGGCCAAAAGAUCAAGAAAAUAAUCAGCCGCUCUCCCUUCAGUCUCGACGGGAUCAUGGAGGCCCAAGGCUGGGACUCUCCCCAAUCCCGGGCUUUGCGACAGCUGACAAAAAGCGGACGCAAGCGUGGGCUCGAUUGUCACGCUGCGUGGAAGCGGAUUAAAAAGGCUCGGUCGUAG